AUGUUGACGCUACUCGUACUCUGUCAAUUCCUGCUUGUAAGGGCACUACAAAAUCCAAUCAUAUCUGGGCAAGUAUUUGAUCAUUUGGUCAAGUUCAACAAACUAUUGCUGACUAUAGGCAGCUGGAAUCCUGAUCCAUCCAUCCUCCAGGUCAAAGGCACUUAUUAUCUGGCAACCUCGAGCUUUGAAUAUUUUCCAGGCACUCCAAUUUAUGCUUCCGUAGACUUGGCCAACUGGACUUUGAUCUCUCAUGCACAAAUCAAGCCGAGUCAAGUUCAGUUAUAUGGCACGCCUACCGGAGCAGGUGUUUGGGCGCCCACAUUAUCUUACCACAAUGGCCUCUUCUAUCUAGCUUCCAUGACAAGAUGGACAUAUGAUCCAGUCGCGCGCGUUUGGCCCCGUGUCAUGUUCAUGUCUUCCCCAGACUUGAUCACUUGGUCUGAUCCCAUUUGGGCCGAGCCCUGGGGCAUUGAUCCCAGCCUUUUCCAUGAUCCCAAGUCGGGCAGAACCUAUCUCAACCUUAUGGCGCCAAACAAUAACAAGGAUCGGAUUUGGGGGAUAUAUCAGUGCGAGGUAGACUUGGACUCUGGUGAUUGCUCGGGAUCAUAUAGAAGCCUCUGGAAUGGUACGCUAGUACAAAAUGCUACCUCACGCCUCGAAGGGCCCAAAAUGUUCUACAAGGACCCAUACUACUAUCUCCUCACUGCCGAAGGAGGAACCGAUGACCAACAUCGAUCCACCAUCGCCAGGUCCGAUUCCCCAGAAGGGCCAUGGAAAUCAGCACCAAACAACCCAAUAUUAUUCAACGGCCGCUGGGGCUUUGAUAAUUUGACUGUACAAUCCACUGGACAUGGCACAUUUACAGAGACUCCCAAUGGGGAAUGGUUCUGCUCGUUUAUAGCACGAAGAAAGGUAAAUGGAUCAUCUCCGCUAGGACGCGAAACCUUUCUUACAAGCGUAACAUGGCAAGACGGCUGGCCUAUACUCAACAACAAUGAGCCAAUCACGUUGAGUCAGAACAUUUCGGGAGUAUCGGCCCAAAAGCCUCCCCUUCAGCCAUUUGAAGACGAGUUUUGUGAGAGAACCUUGGACCUCUCCUGGUACCAGCUCAGGACACCAUAUACACGAAACUAUGCAUUAGCAUCACAGGGUCAGCAGUCUUCCAAGCGGCACGGUAAUGAUACACAAUGUGGUCUCAUGUUGAAACCCAAUGUCUUUGGUUUGAGUGAUAGGGAUACUCCGUCUGCACUAUUGCGCAAGCAAAAGUCGUUGAACAUGACAUUCUCGGCGACUCUCUUUGCUUCAAAUACCUCGCUGGGCUCUCGUCAGACGGUGGGUAUAUCUGCCUACCUGAGCGAGUAUUCCCACCAAGACAUUGGCGUCAAGGGUUGCACCAAUAGCACUGGUUUAUGCAUCUACUCUCAACUCAUCAUGAACACGACAACCAUGGUAAAGGAGGUCCCUCUUGGUCAACACACUAUUCCACAUGAUUUGACGCUUCAUAUUCGAGCCAAGCCACUCUCCUACUCUCUUGGGUACACCAUUGGAGAUAGCAUAGUGACUUGGGUGGAUGAGUUGCCCUCUAGCUGGUUGGCAUGGGCUCCGUCUGGAUUUUAUGUGUUUUCCGGAGCCAGCUGGGCGAUCUUUGCUAGUGGAGGUGGUGAGCCCUGGGCACCUACCGGAGGCAUUGUCGGGUUCACAAAGGUUCGAGAAGAUUACUUUCAAGAAGAUAUUCCAGACUAUGAUGUCUGGUAA
Pestalotiopsis fici W106-1 is the source of this 1755-nucleotide messenger RNA. RefSeq lists its product as uncharacterized. The coding region runs from base 1 to 1755 and encodes 584 amino acids. Gene Ontology annotation, molecular function: hydrolase activity, hydrolyzing O-glycosyl compounds. NCBI's taxonomy places the organism in Eukaryota, Fungi, Ascomycota, Sordariomycetes, Amphisphaeriales, Sporocadaceae. The transcript is spliced from 3 exons. Gene Ontology annotation, biological process: carbohydrate metabolic process. The record is from RefSeq and is a predicted model, not a curated record.